Helicoverpa zea (corn earworm) is the source of this 4973-nucleotide messenger RNA. RefSeq names its product adenylate kinase isoenzyme 5. The transcript is spliced from 12 exons. Gene Ontology annotation, molecular function: ATP binding; UMP kinase activity. The record is from RefSeq and is a predicted model, not a curated record. Gene Ontology annotation, biological process: CDP biosynthetic process; UDP biosynthetic process. NCBI's taxonomy places the organism in Eukaryota, Metazoa, Arthropoda, Insecta, Lepidoptera, Noctuidae. Gene Ontology annotation, cellular component: nucleus; cytoplasm. The coding region runs from base 396 to 2207 and encodes 603 amino acids.
AGAGCUGCGACGGAGCGGUUGGCCCGCGAUGCCAUUAAGAUUCAAACCGCUCGCAGAAAUGCUAUCACGAAGGCACAACUUCCGAAUAACUCAAACCAAGUCGAUCAGUUAAAAGUUUUGUAAGAUGAGAUAAUUUUCCAUUUAAAGAGUUUUAUGUUUAGUUUCGUUUUGAGGUUCGUCCAUGAAGGUCGCGUCCUUCAAUCGAUAAACUAUUAAUUGCCGCGUGUGAUUGCCCGUGGCCGGUAGACAACGGAACUACACGCGUGUUUUGGAUGUAUAUUUUAUUUGUAAAGUGCCAAUUAAAAACAUUAGUUAAGUAUUUUUUUAUAACGGACCCUGUGUCGAAAAGUUUGUCGGUGGAAAGACUUUGAAAUUAAUUCGCAUCUUCAUGGAAUAUGGGCAUCUGUUUAGACACUGAACAAAAAAAUGAAGAGUUGGAGACGACAGGCGGGGAGCACAGCCGGGGCGAGAGUGCGUGGGCCGGCCGCGCGACGCCGUCAGUCGCCGCCUUCCCGAUGCAGAACUCCAGCCACGUCAAGUUCGAGCCGCCUAAUGUGCCUGUUAUAUUUGUGUUGGGCGGCCCAGGCAGCGGCAAGGUGACCCAUUGCGACAACCUGAUGCAGGAGCGUCGAGGAGUGGUGCACAUCAACAUGACGGACCUUCUGCAGCAGUACGCCAUCGGCAACGACAUGCAAGAUUUCGGCACGCUCUCCAGCAAGACGGUGACAGAAGUGCUGAUGCUGGAGAUGAAAAUGGCGCCCACAGCGAAGACCUACCUCGUGUCGGGGUACCCGCGCUCCAUGCGGGAUGUUGCCGAGUACUCUGAUAAGAUCCAGACAAUAAACGGCGUAGUCCUCGUAAGCUGGCGACAGCGAGUACUGGAGCGUCAGAUAGAAUAUGGCGCCCGACUGGGCCACGUGGUGCUAAGCCUUGCUAGAAUGGAACUCAACAACUUCUAUAAGAAUGUCAUGCCCGUCGCCGAUUACUUUGAUCAGACUAAUAUGUUGAUUGCGGUAAACGGCGAGCGCAACCCCGACGAAGUAUACAAAGACUUCCGAGCCGCCGUACUCCAAAUCCUGGGCACCACAGAAGACCAGUCCACGAUGAACGGCGUCAGCGGCGUCGGAGUCGGCGCUGGUGGUAUACCUGGAGAGAUUGUCGGAGUAGAACCGGCGCCUGCACAAGAUAGGAAUAGGAGGGAAGAGAACGUGGUACCUGCUGUGAUGCCUGUAGCUUUGCCGGUGAUGCCUGUGAUGCCUGCUGCGCCGGCGCCUGUGAAGGAGGUUUCUGAAAGACUGGUUUCGCCAAAGCCUGAAGUGAUAAGAGUCCGCGGAGAGACGACCACGCCGCCGCUGCUGUGGGUGGUGGGCGGCCCCGGCAGUAACAAGGCUACGCUCUGCCAGCGAGCAGUCGCGCAGCGGCAGGGAUGGACGCAUUAUAGCUUAGGCCAGCGUCUCCGCAGCCUAGCAGACGCGGGCGGUAGACCAGCAUCAGACGGGGCCCUCGCUCGCUCCGCCAUCAGCGGCGGUGAGCUGGCUCCCAAGGAGUUAGUCAGCAAGUUAGUGAGGAAUGCUGUGGGGGACGCCGGGAGAAUGGGCCAUGGGUUGGUGCUGGAUGGCUAUCCUAGGGAUAUGGAGCAGAUGGAGCAGUUUCAGACUGAGUUCCGCAUAUCCCCCCGCAUGGUGCUCCUGGACUGCUCUAAGCUGCAACUAGGGCGCGGCAGACGUGAUGACUCGGUGGCCGCCUUCCGGAGGAGGCUCGAGGUCUUCCGAGAGCUCAGCCUGCCGAUGCUGAAGAGCUUGGACCAGGAUCAUAGGCUGGUUAUUGUGGACGGUGACACGGAUUCUCCAGAAGUGCAGGCGGAGUUCUCCCGCGUGCUGCUGGAAGAGAUGGAGAAAGCUGAAGCACUAGCCGCCAUGCCCCCACAAGAACCGCCCAAGAAAGAAGUAUCAAGCAUGCAGCAGUUGGCGACAGCAGUGUCUCGUAUGGGCGGCGCGCUGGCCAACGGGCACGCCAACGGCGCCCUGCCUAAUGGGAACGCACACAAUGGAGUGGGGAAUGGGUUCAUUGGGAUCACUGGGAAUAAGGUAAAACCCCUUCUGAACAACGUGUCAAAGAUCCCGACAGUGUCGCAGAUGACACACGACGACGUUCGCGCCCUCUAUGAGCAGGGCACCGGAGAGAUCACAUUGAACACACACAUUUAAACUAUUUGCCUAGCCAGGUGAUUGGUCAGCUGAAGUGAGCUGGCUAAAUGGAUGAUGUGCAAAGUUGCUGUUAUUAUAGUUAAAAAUACAGAUAUAAUUUAUGUCGUAAAUGUUAUGUUUCAGAGGUUCUUCAAAAAUAAGCCACAUUUUAAGCAAUUUAAAUUUUCAGAAAGUGAGGCAAAUCUAUUGAUUUUUAGACGCUAUAUUUCAAUCCAUAUAUGAUUUCGAGAUAGAUAAAAGAACAACUUCUCUUGUCAACGGUUAGUUGUCAAUAUGUGGCUUAUUGUCGUGUCAAUUUUGGCGCCCGAACAGGGACACUAAUACCCAUUCAAGGCAGUAUAUUGAAUUCGAUGAAACUAAAUUGUUUUUUAAUGUUCAUUUAUUUGGUUUACUUUGGUUAUGUCAAUGACUACAUUAGCUAUUUGUUGACAUUGUCAUACAACAAGUAUAUGCUUUUCACAACAAGUCGUAUGUCCUUAAAAAUACUACAAACUAAGAAAUAAAAGGUGAAAACUAAGUUACAAUCUACCAGUUACUUAAACUAUUGCAUUAAAUAACUAACAAACUAGAUAAAGCAACGACACACAAACAAACAGUGCUAACUAUUGAUAUAAAAUAUCAAUAAGACGGACUCCUCGAGAGCAGUGAAAGUGCCGAAUAAGAUAAAUUUAGAUUUAACAUUAGAAUAUCAUACAAAAAACUGGGAUAUAAAUUAUUAUUAUAUUACAUUUUAGAAGUAAGUAAGAAUUUAAUCUGUAAGAAAAAUAAUUUAAAGUUGAAAUUAAAAGACUUGACUAAGUUUGAUUUAGUCGGCGUUAAUCACUAAUUUACAUCUUUACUGAAAUAUUAAAAAAUGACAUUAAUAAAACGUUGAACUUUGAGGCCCGAGUUCACUUGUUACUGAUAAAGUAAUUCAUCUGAUAGUUAAUGCUAUUUGCCACUAUGUGCCAGAUAAACGCUGCUUAUAAUUUCUGCCAAACACUGCUAUCCGAGACCUGUGAAACCAAAAGUAAUAGUCUAUAAGUCAGCUAGACUAGCUAGGCUAGGCUAGACUUCCUAAUAGACUAUCAGAGACUUGAUCAAUAACAGAUGAAACGGACCAUAACAGUCAGUUAUGUAUUUUUAAUUCAGUAACAAACAAUAUACUUAUUCGAAGAAUAACGGACCACAAAAUCCAAAAUGGCCGGUCACUGGUCAGCCAUGAAGUCGACAAAUCAAAUUCAGUUAUAGUCAGCACAAAAGUAUAAGAUAUAAAACACGUUUAUUUAUUAUAAUAUAUUUUAUAUCCAAAAUAUUUUGUAAAAAUGACGCACACACAUAUUGUAAGAAGUGCCUUAGUUUAAGAUCCGUAGCUAUUUUUAGAGCUAUUUAAAAAAAACAUACUGUAGUUACUAUAAUAUUUAGUUUCUAAGAAAAAUCUUUUUAAAACAACAAAUUGUUUAAAUGAAAAAAAUAUUACACGUUAUAUCAACUUUGGUGUAAUUACCUACGUUUAGUUUAUUUUAAUUAAAAUUUAAGUACUAAUUAGUUUUUUUUAUCGAAUCUUUGAAAGCAAACUUGUUCUCAAUAUUUAAUCAAAUUGAGACUUCUAUGGUCCAAUCGUAACAACGAGUCAUCGAAGUUCAACAGCGUUUACAGUCUAGCGGAUUUUCUGAGCGGUUUUUUAUCGCGCGAAAUGUGUCGCACGUUAAAAAAAUUAGCUUAAAAUCCGCUCGUGUGAAAACGCUGUAAAUGUCAAAUGUACGAACGCACCCCGCUUUUGACAUGGUUGAGAAGUAUUCCAAAAGGACAAGAAGAUGAUGAGAAGAUCAAUUCAAGAUUGAAAAUCUAAAAAACUAUUGACAUUCUUCUCGAAAACCUGGAUAUUCAAAUGGUUAAAUACCCAAAAAAAGUUGAUAGCAAGUUUGCUUUUUUACAAAAUAUAGCGUGCAUCACACACACACGUACAAAAUAUAGAUUUAGUUAGUCUAUAACUUAGUUAGACUAAGUCACGUAGUUAGUAUCACUAAAGGGGCCAACUUAGAUUUAGUAAAUAGAAAAAUAUUUAGAAUAUAUUUAUUGUAGAUAGAUAAUAUUUUCACUAGUAACUUUAUCGAGCACUUUUUAUAUGAAAUGUCAUAAUCGUGAAAAAAUUUGAAUAUUUAUACAUUUAUGUUAGAAUAUUCAUAUGAAAAGAAAAUGAUUAAUAAUAUUUUUGACGCUAAAGCGCACGACGAAGUGACAAAGAUGGCUUGAAAAAUGGCCGUUCGAAACUAAAUGUCAUGUUGACAUUUGGGUAAAAGUCAUAUUAUUAUCUGCAAGUUUAAAGGUACUUAAUUUGAAGAAAAUCUGCUACCAUUUUAAGUAUUUUUUCAUGGAUUUGUUAAGUUAAAAGGCUUAUACUUACGUGCUCCAGAUUAAUUAUUGUUCCAUAAAUUAUUGUUUUCUCCUUUCAAAGAUUUUGGAGGAUGUCCCCAAGUUCUUAUAUAAAAAUAUGGCGCACAAAAAAGAGUUGAACAGAAGGUUCUGUAUAAUUGGAGAUUUUAUUAUAAUUAUAUUAUUAUUUUAAAUUAAUAAUUUAUAACCUUCGUUAUGAAAUUGUUUUUAUGUUUGUUAAUAGAGAAGUUUAUAAGUUAGAUAUUUACAUUUAUUUAAAAAAAAUCAAUGUAAAAAAUCCAUAAUCACUUCAGUUCUGAUAUAAUUUUGUUAAAUUACAUUAAUUACUAAACUAAUGUGUUAGUAGACGUCUUAUUUACCAUCAUAAAAUAAAUAAGCACACUUUUGUAA